This is a messenger RNA of Leptosia nina, 1485 nucleotides long. Lineage: Eukaryota; Metazoa; Arthropoda; Insecta; Lepidoptera; Pieridae. The record is from the annotation of a GenBank genome assembly.
AUGGACCAACAAUUUUCAUUGUCUUGGAAUAACUUUCAUGGUAACUUAAGCAAGGGAUUCGCUGGACUAUUGGGCAAUGGUGAAUUUGUCGACGUUACGAUUGCUGUGGAAGGCCACUUGCUUCAGGCCCACAAAGUUAUACUCUCAAUAUGUUCACCUUACUUCAAGAAAAUGUUCCAACUAAAUCCUUGUCAACAUCCAAUUGUUGUUCUCCGAGAUGUGACACAUAAGGCAAUGAGAGAUUUGUUACAAUUUAUGUAUCAUGGUGAAGUUAGUGUUAAAAGAGAAGAUCUCACUAGUUUUAUAGGAACAGCUGAAGUGUUGCAAAUUAAAGGAUUAACAAACAAAGAGACUGAAGAUGAUGUUUCCGAGACUGAAAAAGAUCCUAUACAAAUUAUAGAAACUCAAAAUGAUAACCACAACUCAGAAUCUUGUGCAUCUGAUAUAUAUGAUUCAUCACCAAACGACACACCAGAAUCAUAUGAAUUAGAUUUAUUCAAGCAAAGAAAAUUACUUGGAAAACUUCAGCAAAUCAGUGAGUUAAAAAGAAAGUCGGAUGAAUUCCUCAGAACAAACUACUAUACAGACAUACUCAAUGCAGAGAAAAGGCAAAAGUUAAAUGAAAAACCACAGAGUAAACCAUCAAAUCACCCGCUCCACAGCACAUUUGAUGAUUUGAAAAAAAUAUAUGAUGAAAAUCCCGUGGAAAUAACAACAACAAUUAAUCCUAAUGUACACAGUCCUGCAAAAAAUAAUAUUAUGAAUGAGAGAAAUAAGAAUACCAGUGCAACAGAUAAUUCAAUUGAAUUGAAAACUGAAUGUGAUGAUAGUGACAUAAUUGUAUCAGAUCCAGCCGUAUGUACAGCACAUGAAACAAUACAGGAUGGAAAGAAAAAUUUAAUGAUGCCAUUGGAUUUGCAGACAACACAAGACAAUUGCACCGGUCUCAAUGCACUUUUUAUGGAUCUUAAAAAUUUAGUAAACGGGAAGGUCUCGAAUAAAAUUGUGAGGCCGAUUUACGAGGAGUACGCGAGGCCCGCCCUAGAUCACCGCCUUGUGACGAUCCCACAAAAGGAAGAUGGAAAAAAGAAAUACCCCCAACGUUCUUGCCGUCUCUGUUGGCGGAUAGGAAAGCGCCGCGACACUCGUUUCAUGUGUAGUGCUUGUGAAUUGCCGUUCUGUGCUUUAUCCCUUGUCAUGAACGGAUCCAGCGACAGUCAGUUACCAGUAAGAUACAAGUACAUUUACAGCAGGAAAGGCCACAAACAGUUGGUACAUAUGAACUUUGUAUAUACGAAACAUUCUACCACUCACGGUAAGACAUCGUGGAGGUGCGUGCAAUAUUUCUCCCUUAACAGAUGUCCGGCCACAGUUGAAACUAUUGACGCAAUGAUAUACGCCGUCAACCAUCAGCAUAACCACGAAGAUUGUUACGAUAAACUUGUAAGGAAUAAUAUCUAUGAAAUGGAUAGCUCCUCUAAAUAA